CGCGCGGGAUCCGACCUGCCCCGUCGCCGAAAGUGUGCUGCGUGGUUCCCCGGCCACUAGGCGGCGCGCGUGACCGCAGCAGCCCCGUGGGUCCUCCGGACCCAGCGAUGCCCGGUCACAAGGCUGGUGAAGUCCGCAGACACCGCUGACUCGGCGAUGUCCGGAGCGAAAGCCUGCACAGAGCGUAGAGAACGACUUUGAUAUAGCUCCAACCAUCCCCUAACCUGCUGAGUGAAGUAGCCAGUAGCGGCUGUAUUUAUUUAUUCAUUUUCAUUUUUUGUUUUUGUUUUUAAUUUCGGGUCGUAACACAAAGCAGUUGGGUGUUUGGAGAUAAAACAUUUAAUAUGACCAUGUAAGGAAUGAAUCACCUUUGAACGCGCUUCCUGACGCUGUCAAUAUCCAUCACAAUGCAGCUACUUCUACUCGCAGCGGCGCUGGUCUUUACGCGCGACCUGGCCGUGGCGGCGCGCUCCGGCCAGUGCGCCUCCCGGUGCGACGUGAGCCUGUGCCCGAGCCCCAGCUGUCCCGGCGGGUACGUCCCGGACCGGUGCGACUGCUGCCUGGUGUGCGCCCCGCGGGAGGGAGACCCCUGCGGACGCGAGGACGACCUGCCCUGCGGGGAUGGCCUGGAGUGCAGGAUGCCCGCCGCGGGGAGGCGGCGGGGCUCCCGGGGCGUCUGCCGGUGUAAGACGGAGCAGCGGGUGUGCGGAAGCGACGGGCAAACGUACGGUAAUGUGUGUAAGAUGAGGGUAGCCAGCCGCAAAGCCCGACAGAAGGGGAGACCAGAGGUUAGCCAAGCGCACAGAGGACCCUGUUCACCUUCAGGCGCAGGUUUUCCCUCGGUCCAUCCCAGCAGCCCUCGCUACAAGUUCAACUUCAUCGCCGAUGUAGUGGAGAAAAUAGCCCCCGCUGUUGUCCACAUUGAGCUGUUCGUGAGACAUCCUCUGUUUGGUCGCCACAUGCGUCUCUCCAGCGGCUCUGGUUUUAUUGUGACCCACUCAGGUGUGAUUGUGACCAACGCUCACGUUGUAACCAUAACUACCACGGUGACAGGGAGGCCCCAGCUACGUGUUCAGCUCCAUGAUGGCGACGCGUACGAGGCCGUGCUCAGAGAUAUAGACAGGAAGGCGGACAUCGCCACAAUCAAGGUCAAUCCUCAGAAGAGGCUUCCUGUGCUGUCUCUGGGCCACUCAGCUGAUCUGAGACCAGGGGAGUUCGUGGUUGCCAUCGGCAGCCCCUUCGCUCUGCAGAACACAGUGACCACCGGCAUCGUCAGUACAGCGCAGAGAGACGGCAAGGAGCUGGGCAUCAAAGAUUCAGACAUGGACUACAUCCAGACUGAUGCUAUUAUUAACUACGGCAAUUCUGGAGGACCUCUUGUUAACUUGGAUGGGGAGGUGAUAGGCAUCAACACUCUGAAAGUGACAGCAGGGAUCUCCUUCGCUAUACCCUCAGACAGGAUCAGCCGCUUCCUCGCAGACUCACAAACCAAACACAGCAAAGGUCAGGGGUCAAAGCUCGAACAGCACACAGAAAAGACAAGACUGCAAAGAAGCCGGACAGAGGAACAACAUUCUGAUGCAGAAGUGAAGAGGCGUUUCUUAGGCAUCAAGAUGCUCACAAUCACCAAAGAUCUAAUACCAGAGUUAAAACAGCAAAACCCAGACUUUCCUGAUGUCAGCAGUGGAGUGUUGGUGCAACAGGUCAUCCCUGACAGUGCAGCCGAAAAUGGAGGGAUUAAGGAAGGCGAUGUUAUAGCGAAGCUAAAUGGACAGCCAGUCGAGACCACUGAAGACAUUCACGAAGCGUUGCAAAGUGACCAGCCUCUCCUGCUGGAGAUUCACCGAGGCAAUGCUGACUUACUGUUCAACAUCCAGCCACAUGUCAUAGUCCAUUGAACAAGAAGACAGGUCAUUUGUUCUAAAUUUGAACAAAUGUUUGGCAACACAGUAUAGUGGCACUAAGAUGUCAUUUGGCCAUGGGCAAUGUACUGCAAGGAAUUAUGAAUAAGCUAUAUAUAGUAAUAUGAACUGGUGUGAAUAUGUUCAGUCCUGAUUUCUAAUUCAACACGAAAACAGAGCAUUUCCUGUCAACUUGUACCAGUCUGAUCUAUAUUUAGUUUAAUGGAUUUUUUUCUGAAUGAAAAUUUUUGGGUGUGUUUUGUCACAGAUUUUGUGUGGUCUAUGCAGUAGUUUUUACAAUACUCAAAAUACUGCAGAGGAAAAUGUAUUGCACUGUAGAUUGAGGGAGGCUCAUAGAGUUUCAGAAUAAAAGCCUCCAAAGAAGGAUCUGUACUGUGUGUAGGCCUACUUGUCUGUCCAGGCCGUUCGGCAGCUGUUGUCCAUCUGCACAAGAGGCAGGUUCGGCUCCUUUGUUUAUGUCUUCUCAUCCCACCUCCCUCCUCUCCGCCUGGAAACACGUUCUCUUAAUUUAAACAAACCUAAGCUGACAUCUAGACACACAGAGUACACACAGACCGAGCAAAGUCCUGUUACUGGAAAAGUCACUUUCACCCUCUCCUGUUUAGGUAAUGGAAAUCCUCAUGCAUAACAUUUUCUGAACCUUGAAGUUAAGGAUGGAAAGUCCUUGUGGGGCUCUUUUGCUGGUGUUUUAGAUAAUCCAAAUGCAGCCUGAAACGAAUGAAAUAAAUUAAAAUAAAUUAUGCACAGA
Molecule: messenger RNA, 2670 nt
Organism: Xiphias gladius (swordfish)
Lineage: Eukaryota; Metazoa; Chordata; Actinopteri; Istiophoriformes; Xiphiidae
Gene: htra3a
Product: HtrA serine peptidase 3a
Exons: 10
Coding region: 408-1898 (496 amino acids)
Biological process (GO): proteolysis
Cellular component (GO): extracellular region
Molecular function (GO): protein binding; serine-type endopeptidase activity
Source: RefSeq, a predicted model, not a curated record